Molecule: messenger RNA, 595 nt
Organism: Thrips palmi
Lineage: Eukaryota; Metazoa; Arthropoda; Insecta; Thysanoptera; Thripidae
Exons: 4
Coding region: 1-531 (176 amino acids)
Source: RefSeq, a predicted model, not a curated record
AUGCGAUUCAAAGCUGAGUCCUUCGAGCCCGGCGGCGGGGCGGGGCGGCGGCCAUGUUCUCGAAGCGUGUCUCUCCCUUCAACAAGCCGGGCCUCCCUGUGGCAGGCGAAGGUCCUGCUCGCCCUGUGGACCUUCCCCGGCAGCUGGGUGACGUACUACAGCAACUCGUUCCGCGGCGGCUGCUCCAUGGCCAAGAACUUCGCGCCCGAGCGGUGGCGCCGCGUGUCCCUCAUGCUGUUCGGCCACGAGAACGCCGAGUGCCCCUUCCCGCCGAUCAGGGUGGACGUCAGCAACUUCACGAUAGAGAACCGGGGCGGCCAGGGCAUGCUGAAGGAGUUCAUCUACGGCCGGUGGAAGGUGGAGAACCAAAUCUUUGAUUUCACCAACAACCGCGCCGUGUCGUGCGGCCGCGCCAUCGUCCGCGUCGUGCCCAAGCAGAAGGAGAAGCCCAUGCCGGCCGUGGUGCCGGCCUUCGACAACUCCGAGUCGGUGUCCAUCGAGCUGCUGGAGCCGGCCGACGCGCCGCCCUGAGCGCCGCCCUUUUUGCUUAUUUAUAACUAGUGUAGGCACAAUAAAAAUCGGGAUGCGAUUCAAA